AUGUCAUCUCAUUCUCGGGGCGCUUUGCAACUUCGAGCAGUUUUGUGUAAUUGGUCAUCCCCGAACUAUCUAUAUGGUCAUAGAUCUGAACACCAUGAGUCCAUCAAGAGGGAAAAAGCAGUUCGACAAAAGUCUGCCAUUCCGUUCGAUGAUGCACAACCAGGCGCGAAGCCGAUCAGCAUUCAGGACAACAAACAUGCUUGUGCCUUGAAUGAGGGACCUCCCAGAGCAGACCUUGCAUUUCAGAUACCUGAGAAUUUCUCGAAGUUUGCGCCAGGUCUUCCAAUCAAUUCGUCACCAGCCAGCACUUCGGCUGCAGGUGUACGAUUGGUGUUGCAGAAGGAAAAGCAGAAGUUCCUGCACUCGCCGGACGCCUUACAACGCGUCCAGCAUCCCCCUACAAGAAGUACACGAAACGAGGACCGUAAAAUCAAUUCCUCAGGUGGGUUACAUAUUAUCAAGUAUGUGUCUGCAGAUCAGCACGCACGAGCGGCAUUGGGACCUGUUCAGCUGAAUCCCACAGAAGCGACAAAGGUCAAUGGGAUAGAAUGUUGCCCUUCGAUCGAUCGAAGCUCUCUCCCCCGCCCGUCAAGCCUAGGAAACGACCAUGUUGACGCCUCGAGAGGCUUAGAGGCCUGGACUAAGAGCAUCUGCGACAAGAAGUCGCCUUCGAAAAGUCACCUAAACCAAUUCCUGAUGCACUCAAAUGGCAUACCAACCCCGUCGGAGAUGCUGCUUGCUGCGCUUCCCACUGAGGCGCAAAAGGCUUUCACUUCAAGGCGUGGCAACAAAAUAGACCUUUCCCACGUUGCAAUACGCCAAUGGGAGAAAGUCCCAUGGAAAGGAAGAAGGAUGGUCAAACGUCUCCACGCUAAGCGAAGGACUGUCGAAAUACACUCACCCCAAAAGCAGCCUACCAAGCAAGUUUCUCUAUGUGCUAUCCUUGCUAGAUACAUUGCCGCAAGAGGUGCCUCUGAGCUCCGAGCGUCCGAGUACAUCAAGAGUGCAGAAGACUUGGAUUAUCUGCAUUUAAGAGGUUAUAGUCCAGACCACGUACAAACCUGGGCUGAAGUUCUAGUAUCCCCCAAUGCGAAUCAAGCGGUGUGGAAGUUCACCACUUUAGCUGAUACUAUCUCUCCAUCUGUUGGGCCGUCUUUGCCGACUUUUCUACUACUUUUCAUAUUACGAGCAAGGUCGUUGAAAGCUACUAGCCUCCGUCUUUUGCUCGAUUAUAUAUGGACGUACUAUAUUGGAGAAGUCCCAAGAUCAGAAGCCUUGGUUAACAUCCGGGCGAUUGACGAAGGGCCUGCCAUGAUUCUAGUUAUUCGUCUCAUUCGUCAUGCCAGGAUGGUCUGGCCGAAUGCCCUUGAGGAGAUUGCUUCCAUCGUUGGGCGGCUAGUUGGCCGAGAAUCUGAUGGCUUAGUAGUCAAUCUCAGCCGCCAUCGUAUUCAGGACUAUUCACACUUCUACAACCGUCUUCUGUCCCUUUUUGCAAUGCCCACAUCGUUGCGACCAUUUGCUUCAAUCGCUAUUCAACAACGAUCUCAAUUUUGUCUCAUACGGAAAAUGACUAAGUUCAAACCCCAUUUACCAGUCACAAGGGAAGGCUUCAGAGCCUUAAUUAAAGUUCAGCUGGCACACAAGAAGACGGAUUCAGAGAGGAAGUGGGCGACAAGAAAAGCGCUUUCAUGGCCACCAUGGAAAGAAGAGCUCCUGGGUAUCGAAGCUGAUAGUGAAGACCCUGGCAAGAAUAGUCGAGCAGCUGAUGUUCUGCUUAGAAUGAUCGAAGCUGGUUAUUCUCCAUCGCACUGGGAAGAGUGUGCUCGUGUUUUUGCAGGCUGGGACACAGAUGGUUCCCCUACUAUACAGACCAGAACAUUGCUAAGUCCCGCUUCAGUGUUGCAAGAUGCUGAUCAGAGACCCAAAACGAAGGAGCCACAUUCUGACAAGGACGGCACAUGGGCAGCCAGAAUUCUUGCGACUCGGACACUCAAAGAGGCUUGGGGUUGCUUCACGGCGUUUGAGAAGUUCUCUGGGGGAACCAACGCUAUAGAGCCCCACAACGCGAUGCUUACUAGAUUAUUACAAGUGAAAAGAGAGGAUGAUAAUCGCACUGAGGAGGUUACGUCGGUGGUGCCGGGCGAUGGCAAAGAAACCUGGCCUGAGCCAACAUCGUCCCACGAUUUCCUCUAUGUUUCUUCAGAUCCACCCACGGUUGACGAUUUCUUCGACACGAUGAUUAAAAGAGGUCUCCGGCCAAGGGUACAUUUGUUGGCAGAACUGUUAGGCAAAGCAAGAUAUAUUGCGGAAGGUCUGAAGUAUAUUAAUGCAAGCACAUUGCGUCAAAGCGAGAAGGACCUCCUUUGCGGGCACGCUGCAAAGAAUGUCGACGAGAUGCGUGCAGCCUUGAGUGGUGUCCAUAAUCAUGUUAUUGCCACAUAUGUCCGCAUGCUCUGUCGAAUGCGGAGCACACCCGGGAUAAACUUCACCCUCCCUCCAGUUCAUGGCCCACAAGAAACGAUGACAAAGGAAGAACGCACCACCUCCCCCUUUUAUUACGCUCAAAGCUUUGUCUGGGCUCUUCAACCAUCAUACAGGCCGAUCUGGUACGCUUUAAUCCAGGGCCCGAGGUAUCCUAAUUUAACGCCUCCGGUAUUACAACGCUUAGGCACAUUUCUACCUUACAGUCUACGCGAUAUGCACGAGCUCGGCUUGGACCUUGACUUUGAUGGGUUCAGAGACAUUGGUAGGAUCCUCGAAGAAAACGUGCUUGGCCCUCAUCUUGCCAUGACACCACAACAGCAAGAGCUGUCCCACCACCAAGAGCUCUCUCGUGACCGUAGGCUGAAAUCCGUCCUUCUAUGUAAGAGUCUCUUCAAUGCGAUGGCGCAUGGAGGAUCAGCGGAAAACAAACAAGAUUUUGCCCGCUCGAGUCAAUGGCUUCCUCUCAACCAUCCAUCUGCAGCACAAGGCCGAACCCGUUUGAUUCACGUUCCCCCACCAUCUGUUCUUCACCGUACGAUUCGUAUCUUGGGGAUGGGAGAGGACAACGCAUCGAUCCUAACACUCCUCCGCUGGAUGGACUGCUUUGCUCCAGAGCUUGGUUCUUUAGCCGAUGAGCUCGCCAACAGUAAGAAGCUAAUCCGUGAGACUAUCACCGCAGUCCGAUACUUGCUUGAAGAACGGUGGCGGUGUGAGGACCUCGACCGAUCUGCCGAUUUAUGGAACGAAUGGCAGCCAGCGCAAAAGGAGCUGCUAUCUGAAGCAAAGGCAAUCGUUGAGAAACAUGGGGACGCGUGGGGCGGAUGGUCGACAGAUGAAGAGCUCCAUCGAUAUCACCACGUCAACAGAAUCAAGGCUGGGCGAUUGCGUAAGAAUUUUGGGUUGGCACAUUAG
Messenger RNA from Endocarpon pusillum Z07020, 3396 nucleotides. RefSeq lists its product as uncharacterized. NCBI's taxonomy places the organism in Eukaryota, Fungi, Ascomycota, Eurotiomycetes, Verrucariales, Verrucariaceae. Bases 1 to 3396 code for a protein of 1131 amino acids. The transcript has 2 exons. The record is from RefSeq and is a predicted model, not a curated record.